AUGGCGCCCGGGCUCUGCUUGGCUAUGAAGCAGAGAGGCGCGUCGAGGCCAUGGAGCUCCAGGGAGACGUGCCCUCAACCACUCCUGGAAUACGUCGUGACCCUGGAGCUCCAGGGAGACGUGCCCUCGACCACUGUAGGAAUACGUCGAGGCCCUGGAGCUCCAGGAGACGCGCCCUCAACCACUGCUGGAAUACGUCGAGGCCCUGGAGCUCCAGGGAGACGUGCCCUCGACCACUGCUGGAAUACGUCGAGGCCCUGGAGCUCCAGGGAGACGCGCCCUCGACCACUGCUGGAACACGUCGAGGCCCUGGAGCUCCAGGGAGACGCGCCCUCGACCACUGCUGGAAUACGUCGAGGCCCUGGAGCUCCAGGGAGACGAUCAAAGGCACCAGCCGCCAGAUACAAAAGAAGCAAUAAGUAUAAUGUUGGAGGUCACGCAGGAUACAACUUGACACCUGGAGGUCAUGCAGGAUACAAUUUAACACCUGGAGGUCACGCAGGAUACAAUUUAACACCUGGAGGUCACGCAGGAUACAAUUUAACACCUGGAGGUCACGCAGGAUACAAUUUAACACCUGGAGGUCACGCAGAGUACAACUUGACACCUGGAGGUCACGCAGGAUACAAUUUAACACCUGGAGGUCACGCAGGAUACAAUUUAACACCUGGAGGUCACGCAGGAUACAAUUUAACACCUGGAGGUCACGCAGGAUACAAUUUAACACCUGGAGGUCACGCAGAGUACAACUUGACACCUGGAGGUCACGCAGGAUACAACUUGACACCUGGAGGUCACGCAGGAUACAACUUGACACCCGGAGGUCACGCAGGGUACAACUUGACACCUGGAGGUCACGCAGGGUACAACUUGACACCUGGAGGUCAUGCAGGGUACAACUUGACACCCGGAGGUCACGCAGGGUACAACUUGACACCUGGAGGUCACGCAGGGUACAACUUGACACCUGGAGGUCACGCAGGGUACAACUUGACACCUGGAGGUCACGCAGGGUACAACUUGACACCUGGAGGUCAUGCAGGGUACAACUUGACACCUGGAGGUCAUGCAGGGUACAACUUGACACCUGGAGGUCAUGCAGGGUACAACUUGACACCUGGAGGUCAUGCAGGGUACAACUUGACACCUGGAGGUCACGCAGGAUACAAUUUAACACCCGGAGGUCAUGCAGGGUACAACUUGACACCUGGAGGUCAUGCAGGGUACAACUUGACACCUGGAGGUCACGCAGGGUACAACUUGACACCUGGAGGUCAUGCAGGGUACAACUUGACACCUGGAGGUCAUGCAGGGUACAACUUGACACCUGGAGGUCAUGCAGGGUACAACUUGACACCUGGAGGUCACGCAGGAUACAAUUUAACACCCGGAGGUCAUGCAGGGUACAACUUGACACCUGGAGGUCACGCAGGAUACAAUUUAACACCCGGAGGUCAUGCAGGGUACAACUUGACACCUGGAGGUCAUGCAGGGUACAACUUGACACCUGGAGGUCACGCAGGGUACAACUUGACACCUGGAGGUCAUGCAGGGUACAACUUGACACCUGGAGGUCAUGCAGGGUACAACUUGACACCUGGAGGUCAUGCAGGGUACAACUUGACACCUGGAGGUCAUGCAGGGUACAACUUGACACCUGGAGGUCACGCAGGGUACAACUUGACACCUGGAGGUCAUGCAGGGUACAACUUGACACCUGGAGGUCACGCAGGGUACAACUUGACACCUGGAGGUCAUGCAGGGUACAACUUGACACCUGGAGGUCACGCAGGGUACAACUUGACACCUGGAGGUCACGCAGGGUACAACUUGACACCUGGAGGUCAUGCAGGGUACAACUUGACACCUGGAGGUCACGCAGGGUACAACUUGACACCUGGAGGUCACGCAGGGUACAACUUGACACCUGGAGGUCACGCAGGGUACAACUUGACACCUGGAGGUCAUGCAGGGUACAACUUGACACCUGGAGGUCACGCAGGGUACAACUUGACACCUGGAGGUCAUGCAGGGUACAACUUGACACCUGGAGGUCACGCAGGGUACAACUUGACACCUGGAGGUCAUGCAGGGAACAACUUGACACCUGGAGGUCACGCAGGGUACAACUUGACACCUGGAGGUCAUGCAGGGUACAACUUGACACCUGGAGGUCACGCAGGGUACAACUUGACACCUGGAGGUCAUGCAGGGUACAACUUGACACCUGGAGGUCAUGCAGGGUACAACUUGAUACCUGGAGGUCACGCAGGGUACAACUUGACACCUGGAGGUCAUGCAGGGUACAACUUGACACCUGGAGGUCAUGCAGGGUACAACUUGACACCUGGAGGUCAUGCAGGGUACAACUUGACACCUGGAGGUCACGCAGGGUACAACUUGACACCUGGAGGUCAUGCAGGGUACAACUUGACACCUGGAGGUCACGCAGGGUACAACUUGACACCUGGAGGUCAUGCAGGGUACAACUUGACACCUGGAGGUCAUGCAGGGUACAACUUGAUACCUGGAGGUCACGCAGGGUUAUCUAACUCUUCCUUCUACCGCUGUCAUCUGUCUGCCAAGUGA
Procambarus clarkii (red swamp crayfish) is the source of this 2589-nucleotide messenger RNA. The record is from RefSeq and is a predicted model, not a curated record. Lineage: Eukaryota; Metazoa; Arthropoda; Malacostraca; Decapoda; Cambaridae.